Messenger RNA from Impatiens glandulifera, 856 nucleotides. RefSeq names its product wound-induced protein 1-like. The transcript has a single exon. The coding region runs from base 283 to 633 and encodes 116 amino acids. The record is from RefSeq and is a predicted model, not a curated record. Lineage: Eukaryota; Viridiplantae; Streptophyta; Magnoliopsida; Ericales; Balsaminaceae.
CAGAUAUUUUAACAUCCUUUCCAAAACUGACCUUUUUUGUUCUGAUCUUGUUCUUCUUCUUCUUCACAAAACUUAAAGAAGUGUUUUCUUCUCUCUGUGUAGAGAGUAGUAUUUGGGUCGGAGCUGGCGAACUCAUCAUCGGAAAGCCUGGAGGAGCCCAGUAGUAAAGGGUUGGUUCUAACCCUGUAUGAAGCCCUGAGAUCUCGAGACGUUGAAACCGUUACCAAACUCUUGGCUCCCGACCUAGAGUGGUGGUUCCAUGGCCCCCCUUCCCACCAGUUUAUGAUGCGCCUCCUCACCGGCACCACUCAGCCCCAAGAACACUCCUUCGAAUUCGUCCCCCAAUCUGUCGCCGUUUUCGGAUCAACUGUUCUCGUCGAAGGCUGUCAUCCUAGCCGUUCAAUCGCCUGGAUUCACGCCUGGACCCUCACUCAUGAUGGGAUUAUUACCCAGGUCAGAGAAUACUUCAACACUUCACUGACUGUCACUCGUCUCGGUAACACAGACCAAUCCUCGCCGCCGUCCACUGAUUUCUCUUCUUCCAUCACAUCCCUCUAUUGCCCCUCCAUUUGGGAGAGCACGCUUUCGGAUCAGGUCGGGAAGUCGGUCCCUGGAUUAGUUCUUGCCAUUUAAACCGCCCGCCCGGUUUAUCUUUCUCUAUAAUUAAUUAAAUAAAUAAACCCGGUCAAACCUGAUGUUGAUGAUUGAUGGUGCUAAGAUAAGGCCGCGCGUGUUUGUUUGAUAUUUCUGUUUUAUCUUUUAAGGGCGUGUUUGGUUACUGUUUGCUAGUUUGUUUGUUUGAUGUCAUCGGUUCAGUUUGCUUUAAUGAUAAUAAUAAAUCCUUGUGAUUGGCUUA